UCUGCCUUUAGGCCCUUGCAGCUGAGAUGGGCCCAGACACUCGUGUAAAUUGUGCUGCGCCUGGUUUUGUACCAACACACUUUGCCGAAUUCCUCACGAAAAAUGCUGAGAUUAAGAAGGGCAUUGAGGAUAAAACUCUACUAAACAGGCUUGGAACCACCAAGGAUAUGGCUGCAGCCACGGCCUUCCUGGCUUCCGACGAUGCUUCUUAUAUCACUGGAGAGACGCUGGUAGUGGCUGGUGGAAUACCUUCUAGACUCUAGUCCUUUUUUCUCUGAUUUGUACUAGUCUUGCAGUAAGGCAUGGUAUUCAAGUACACAAAUAAUAAAGAUUUGAGGAAGAUCUUCAGCGCAGUUCUCAAUGCAAUAAUAAACAUGUUCUCUUCUUUCAAAGUA
This is a messenger RNA of Vitis vinifera (wine grape), 395 nucleotides long. RefSeq names its product short-chain dehydrogenase/reductase SDRA. Bases 27 to 263 code for a protein of 78 amino acids. The transcript is spliced from 2 exons. The record is from RefSeq and is a predicted model, not a curated record. Lineage: Eukaryota; Viridiplantae; Streptophyta; Magnoliopsida; Vitales; Vitaceae.